Messenger RNA from Prorocentrum cordatum, 612 nucleotides. Lineage: Eukaryota; Dinophyceae; Prorocentrales; Prorocentraceae. The record is from the annotation of a GenBank genome assembly.
AUGAACCCUGCCGACGGCCCGUCGAGAGGCGAGGAGAUAGGCAGCGCCGAGAUCACCAAGACCAAGUCCGAGCAGAAGAGGACCGUGAUGGACAGCGACUUCGAGUUCGAGAGACUCUUCGGGGACAUGCUGGCGAUCAGGGGCAUGCACGACGACUGCGACCUGGCCAGGGUCACAGCCACCGCAGACCCGAGGUCUAACGACCAGAACGAGAACUUCCACUUUGAAAGCGACCACACCUACGACAACGACGACGAGCCAGCGGUUGACGACAUGGGGAUGUUCGCAGGAGCGCUCGAGGCAGCGGUGACCACCAAGAAGACAGCCAAGAAGAAAGGUAAGCACCGAGCCCGCGUUCCCAAAAACAAGAAGGGCCCCCUCGCCUUCGAGAAUGCAGCGCGGGAGCCCCCAGUGUCGAGAACUAGCCUGGGCUCGGGCGCGCUGGAGGUACCUCUGCGACUUCUCGUUCACGCAGUUCAGGACGACACGAACGUGAGCUACAUCAAGGAGGUGGAACCCUUCUUCGCGAAAGUUCGUCUCAAGAGGCUUCCUUUCGCUACAGCGGCCGAGCGCGACGCCAUCCUAGCGGCGGAGCUAGACAACCUGUGCUUC